CUGUCAAAAGUCAGUCGCACCUAGUCUCUGAACACGAGGUUAGGGACUGAAAACAACCAUGCAGUCGUUCUCUAGAAGAAGAAGAGAUACAGAAUGGGUCCGCACGACGAUGCGUACCCCGGGGAUAUUGAUCUUCGGAAUAGUGAUGGCUCCCUGCGGAUGGGUUCUGAGUCUCGUCACUACUGUGGCCCCAAAUUGGAGAACUCUUCAAGGUUUCACCAAUCUUCCACCUAAUCGGGUCUAUGAGCAAGGGAUCUUUGACGUCUGCAUCGCCGCCACAGCCAGUGAAAGACAGCAGUGUGGUCAAACGGACACCACUUACUUCUCGAACAACAUCAUUCAGAUUUCUAAGGGUUUGAUGUUGGGCUCCCUCAUUGUGAAUCUGGUGGGGAUUGCUUUCGCUAUCCCGGGGUUGCGCUGCUGGAAAAACCAACCUCACUGGGCGCUCUGCACCGUGGCCGGCGUUCUUAUCUUCUGCGCAGGCGUACUGACCCUCAUCCCUGUCUCCUGGUACACUCACAUCAUCAAAGACAUCGCUACAGACACCGCGCGGAUAGACAUCCGCGUCGGCUACUGUAUCGUACUGGGCUUCAUCGGUGGAAUAUUUGAAGUCUUGGGCGGCAUCGUUAUGGCCCUCGGUUGCUGCCGCUGCUGUGGGGGGAGGAACCGCGGAGAGAGGCCGAUUGAAGAUGUCAUCGGCCCCAGGAGCCAACCGAAAAGGGACCCGAGACGCGUGGAGGUGCCGAGCCUGAGCCGACCCGCGAGUAGCGUCGCCAGCAGCUAUCCGGCCUCAAACAGGGACUCCGUCGAUGAUGACAUAGAUGUGUCCUUCCCCAGGGCCAAGAGCACCGGGGCCCGCUCAGGAGUCAGCAACCCCUCCUUCACCGGCAGACCCUACGAUGCUGAUCUAUGAGACCCAUUUGAGUUAGGGAAAUAAGUCAGAGACUUGUUAUAAAACGGGGGAAAUGACAAAAUAGGGAACAUAAAAUGAAGAGUAUUGUAGUUUUUAAAUAGGCAACGUAUCAAAUAUAAAAGUUACAUUUGAACAAAAAAAGAGUAUGUCUAGCAUCAAUCCCUUAUUAAUGAAGAAAGCAUUUUUGUAAAUGCUGCUGUCUAUGAUCUUCUCAGCUUUUGUACUUCUGUUUUAUGUAAAUACUGUGUUCUUAUGCACUUUAUAAAAGGCAGUCUCUGUUGAAAGAAGCUUGGAUAAUGUGUUGCCAUUUGUUCUGAAUGUCUAUUAAAUGUGCACUCUGCUUCCUUA
Molecule: messenger RNA, 1261 nt
Organism: Gambusia affinis (western mosquitofish)
Lineage: Eukaryota; Metazoa; Chordata; Actinopteri; Cyprinodontiformes; Poeciliidae
Gene: cldn23.1
Product: claudin 23.1
Exons: 1
Coding region: 59-913 (284 amino acids)
Biological process (GO): bicellular tight junction assembly; cell adhesion
Cellular component (GO): plasma membrane; bicellular tight junction
Molecular function (GO): structural molecule activity
Source: RefSeq, a predicted model, not a curated record